Argentina anserina (silverweed cinquefoil) is the source of this 748-nucleotide messenger RNA. RefSeq names its product 40S ribosomal protein S13. NCBI's taxonomy places the organism in Eukaryota, Viridiplantae, Streptophyta, Magnoliopsida, Rosales, Rosaceae. Gene Ontology annotation, molecular function: small ribosomal subunit rRNA binding; structural constituent of ribosome. Bases 101 to 556 code for a protein of 151 amino acids. Gene Ontology annotation, cellular component: nucleolus; cytosolic small ribosomal subunit; ribosome. The record is from RefSeq and is a predicted model, not a curated record. The transcript is spliced from 5 exons. Gene Ontology annotation, biological process: translation.
CUCCCUGAAGGCAACUAGGGUUUCCUCUACGAGAGAGAGAGUGGAGCAGCUCAGACCUAACCGGUAGCGGCGGCGCGGCGACCACAACAAGGCUUUCACCAUGGGGCGAAUGCACAGCAGAGGUAAGGGUAUUUCGGCUUCGGCUCUGCCCUACAGGAGGACCCCUCCUAGCUGGUUGAAGAUCUCUACUCAGGACGUUGAGGAGAACAUUUGCAAGUUUGCCAAGAAGGGUCUGACACCUUCUCAAAUUGGUGUCAUCCUUCGUGAUUCUCAUGGGAUUGCUCAGGUGAAGAGUGUUACUGGCAGCAAGAUAUUGCGUAUUCUCAAGGCCCAUGGUCUUGCCCCUGAAAUUCCAGAGGAUUUGUACCACCUCAUCAAGAAGGCAGUCUCCAUCAGGAAGCAUUUGGAGAGGAACAGGAAGGAUAAGGAUUCCAAGUUCAGGUUGAUCCUGGUUGAGAGCAGAAUCCAUCGCCUUGCCCGCUAUUACAAGAAGACAAAGAAGCUUCCACCAGUUUGGAAAUAUGAGUCUACCACCGCCAGCACUCUUGUGGCUUAGGUUUGAUAUGAUUGGGAACAGUUUUGGGUGUACUUCUAAAUGAGCAGGAAUUUUUGUUUAUUUUCUUUUGGUUUCCUGAACUACAUCAGAAUCAUUAAGGCAGAACAGUCCUUGGUAGUGUGUGUACGGUUGAAUAUUUACAUCAAGUGUACUGUGUUACCAUCAUUUAAAUGAGGAUGUUUUGCAUGGAUG